AUGUGUCUGGUCUCUUACUGCGAGAAACACAUUCAGCCUCAUUAUGACUCCCCUGCAUUUGAGAAACACGAGUUGGUGGACCCCUCCAAGAAUCUCCAGGAGAACAUCUCCUCUAGUCAUGAUGAGGUGAUGAAGAUUUUCUGCCGUACUGAUCAGCAUGAAUCUACAUCCAGCAUCGAUAUCCGUCCUCUGAACUACUUUGAGGAUGUGACAGCGGCUGUCUUGGAAGUCCGAGAUAAACUACAGGACCUUCUGAGAGACACGUGGGCUAACAUCUCACUGACUGUAACUAAAGUGGAUGUUUUACUGUCAAGUCCACAACCAGAGCCCAAGACCAGAGCUGACUUCCUUAAAUAUUCACGUGAAAUCACACUGGAUCCAAACACAGCUCACAUACAGCUGUUAUUAUCUGAGGGCAACAGAAAAGCAACAUCUGUGUAUGAAGAACAGCCUUAUUCUAGUCACCCAGACGGAUUCACUGAUCUUUGGCAGGUCCUGAGUAAAGCGAGUCUGACUGGACGAUGUUACUGGGAGGUGGAGUUGAGAGGGGGGAGAAUUUUUGUAGCAGUCACAUACAAGGAUAUCAGAAGAGCAGGGAGCUCGGAUGAAUGCGGAUUUGGACUUGAUGACAAAUCAUGGGCGUUACGGUGUGAAAAAGAACAUUAUACAUUUUUGAACAACAAUGUCCAAACUCAUGUCCCAGGUCCUGGGUCCUCCAGAGUAGGAGUGUACCUGGAUCACAGGGCAGGUACUCUGUCCUUCUACAGCAUCUCUGAAACCAUGACUCUCCUCCACAGAGUCCAGACCACAUUCACUCAGCCUCUCUACGCUGGACUUGGGCUUUGUUUUGAUGGAGGCACUGCUGAGUUCUGUAAACUCAAAUAUACAGAAGUCAUUUAA
This is a messenger RNA of Perca fluviatilis (European perch), 900 nucleotides long. RefSeq names its product tripartite motif-containing protein 16-like. Gene Ontology annotation, molecular function: protein binding. The transcript is spliced from 2 exons. Bases 1 to 900 code for a protein of 299 amino acids. The record is from RefSeq and is a predicted model, not a curated record. Lineage: Eukaryota; Metazoa; Chordata; Actinopteri; Perciformes; Percidae.